Hippocampus zosterae (dwarf seahorse) is the source of this 979-nucleotide messenger RNA. It is a transcript of the gene rgs4, whose product is annotated as regulator of G protein signaling 4. The coding region runs from base 112 to 777 and encodes 221 amino acids. The record is from RefSeq and is a predicted model, not a curated record. The transcript is spliced from 5 exons. NCBI's taxonomy places the organism in Eukaryota, Metazoa, Chordata, Actinopteri, Syngnathiformes, Syngnathidae.
UGCGUUCAACAGAAGAUCAGCUUCCAGAAGGGCUUCAAAGCACCUCACUUGUAUUUGCGCUGUCAAAGGCGAAAGAAAAUCGCGCCGAUUUGGGCCGCUUGACAUCUCGCCAUGUGCAAAGGACUCGCGACCCUUCCGGCAACAUGCCUGAAAAGUGCCAAAGACAUCAAACACAAAAUCAGCUUCUUGCUCCAGAAGCCGCAACAGGUGGACGGCAAGCGGACCCAAGAAAAGGAUGAAGACGCCGCCGAAAGGAUGCCGACUGCAGCCGAGGUGGCAAAAUGGAAGGAAUCGUUCAGCCACGUGAUGAACUCUGAAAAAGGCCGAUCGUCGUUUACCGACUUCCUGAUGUCGGAGUUCAGCCAAGAGAACAUGCAGUUCUGGCUGGCGUGCGAGGACUUCAAGAAGACUCCGACUUGCGAGUUGGAGACCAAAGCAAAGUUCAUCUACGGGCGUUACGUGGCGCAAGACUCUCCCAACGAGGUCAACCUGGAUGCCGCGACCAGAGAGGAAACUCUGCAGAAGGUGACGAGCGGCUCUCGCGCGUGUUUCCAGGAGGCUCAGAGGAGGAUCUACCUUUUGAUGGAGAAAGACUCCUACAGACGUUUCCUGCACUCCAAGUUGAUCGUCGAAUUGUCUCAGGCCGACGCCUCGGUCGCACGGAAGAAAGAAAAAAGUGGCCGGGACACCGCCGCCAUCCAGCAAGAAAACGCCGGCGGUGCCCGGGCGAGGAGCGAAAGCGGAAGAACAUGUCAAACGUUUUUCCAUGCCAGAUGACUGUGCAGAAAAGCGCAUUUGCCCGCGCCGCCUCAAUUUUGAUUCAAAAAGAAACCCGGAAACGCAGCCUUCCCAGUCUUGACUUUUGUCUACUACCUCAGUAUACUUGGAAAUGAAUGUCAGUAACUUUUUGUCCUUUUGGAUUUUGUCCUGGGAAAUCCGAAAACGUUUUUUUUUUGUUUGAAAAAGAAAUUAACAUCCA